UAGAAAUUUUGAUUGUAUAAUACAAAUUCUCUUAUUACAGAUUCGUUCGUUCGAUGUAUAUACUAAUAUUGUAUAUCUAUGUAUAAUUUUUGAACGAUCAACAAUAAUAAAGGUCAGCCUUGAAAUUAUUUAUCCAAGGACUUUAAAUACAAAGACGCGUUGUCGUUUCUAAAGGAUAUAAACACAAGGUAACAGAGGAGAAUAGUCGGUAGUUAGUUUCAUUUCGUAUUUCAAUGAUAUCGGACGAACGAACGAACUUAUAUAUCACGUAUAUACAUAUUUAAUUCUAAUAUAUUAUCUUUCGUAUUAAAUAUUAUUAUUAGAAUAAUCGUACAUACAAAUUACGAAUUAUAAGUGUGUUAUUUUAUAUUAUUUAAACAAAUCUCCAAUAGUUUCAUUCUCGUUUUCUGUCAUUUAAAUAUUGUCGACUUAAUUAAUUUUUAUUAACUGUACGUCCUCGUUUUUAAACAAAAUAAAUACCGCGACGUUUAGUGUAAAUACAAAGGGAGGGGAGAGAAGAAAAGAAACGAAAAAAUAGUAAAGAGAGAAAGAAUAAAUGAACAAAAGAGUAGGAUAAAAAAUUCAGAAAGUUUGAAAAUAAUUAAUUAUUCGACAUGUUUACGAACUUUCAUCAAAAAUGGAACGCGAUGAGGGUCCCACGUAGAUUGGAUUCACCAAGAAUGGCAAAGAUCGUAAAAGAAAAAUCACCGUCACCGGAACGAACGGAAACAUCGGCAAUGGUUUACCUAUUGAUGAAAUCAUCGAUGAACAAACGAAAGAUUCAAAAAGAGGAAUCUCAUCGGGGUCGUUACAAAAUUUUUGGUGAUCUUGCAAAAUUACCUUGUGUUAAAAAACCAACGAGUAAUACUUACAAGAUGAAAGAUUUGUCGGAUAAUAUGUUCGAGGAUUACGAAGAUAAAAUCAAUUCUAAUAUCGUAGAUGUUAAUUCGUUCAAAGAUUCGAACAACGAGAUAUUAUUUCCCAAGGAAAGUGUUGAAUGUUUGAUUAAAAACGAGAUAAAAGUUGAGAAUGAAUCCGUAGAUGAUGCUUUUCUUAAUAACAAUUCACCGAUCGAUCCUCGUCGAUCAAUUCAAACGAAUAAUCGAAAACGUUCGUCCGCUGUGUCGUGUUCGUCGGCUGAGUAUCCUGUCGAAAAAAAAUGGCGACCUAGUUCAAAGGAACAUAUCAAAUCGAAGAUAAAAACAUCUACCCCGAAGAGGAUCAAACAGUCUUCGGUGUCCGACAUGAAAGAGUUGAUGCGAAUUACCAAAGCUUUUCAAAAUCGAAGAGGAAGACGUGUACCUGUCAUUUAUGAUAGGGCUAGACCAGGUCUUCCUAUAUUUUUCUCUUUCUUUUUUUUUUGUUCUUGUGUUUGUUUUUAUUUUCGUUUUCUUUUUUCGUUCGUUUUCUUUUUGAUUUCAUAUAGAAGUAAUAGAGUACAUAUGCAGUUUGUGUAGUUAUCUGUAUUGAGAAAAGUCGACCAAUUUUUUAUUUUUUGUAUCUAUUUUUUCCUCUCUUUCUUCAUUUUUUCGUUUUCAUUGGAUUUAUAAAUAAAUACAAAAGAUAUCGAUGCGUUAGAAGUGUGUUUAGUAUUUGGAAAAAUAUAUAUAUAUAUCAAAUAUAUUAUAAUUGAUAGUAUAAAGUCAAUUAUAUGUAAAUAAUAAAAAUGCAUCGCGCAUAAUUCAUAUGUAUAAACGACAAAAAAUAUACACACAUACAUACACGUACGUAUAUAUAAAAUAUGUAUGAAUAGAUAUACACACACGUGUGUGUGUGUGUGUGUGUGUGU
Vespula vulgaris is the source of this 1789-nucleotide messenger RNA. RefSeq lists its product as uncharacterized. The record is from RefSeq and is a predicted model, not a curated record. The transcript has 2 exons. Lineage: Eukaryota; Metazoa; Arthropoda; Insecta; Hymenoptera; Vespidae. The coding region runs from base 615 to 1457 and encodes 280 amino acids.